AUGACACGAGAACAGUAUAUACUAGCAACACAGCAGAAUAGCCUGCCAAGGGCGGAGAAUGCACAGCUGUACCCAGUGGGGAUUUAUGGAUGGCGAAAGAGGUGCUUAUACUUCUUUGUCCUUCUGCUGUUGGUUACCAUGAUAGUUAACUUAGCUAUGACCAUAUGGAUAUUGAAAGUUAUGAAUUUCACUGUGGAUGGUAUGGGAAAUCUGAGAGUCACCAAGAAGGGAAUCCGACUUGAAGGUAUAUCUGAGUUUCUACUUCCAUUGUAUGUGAAAGAAAUUCAUUCCCGAAAGGAUAGUCCACUGGUCUUACAGUCUGACAGGAAUGUAACAGUGAAUGCAAGAAAUCACAUGGGGCAGUUAACUGGACAGCUGACCGUAGGAGCUGAUGCUGUGGAAGCUCAGUGUAAAAGAUUUGAAGUGAGAGCGAGUGAAGACGGCAGGGUGCUGUUUUCUGCAGACGAAGAUGAGAUUACCAUCGGUGCUGGGAAGCUGAAAGUUACAGGCACUGAAGGAGCAGUAUUCGGACACUCUGUGGAGACGCCUCACAUCAGAGCGGAACCUUCCCAAGACCUCAGGCUGGAGUCACCAACCAGAUCCUUGAUAAUGGAAGCUCCUCGAGGGGUCCAGGUGCGAGCAGCCGCCGGAGACUUCAAGGCCACCUGCAGGAAGGAGCUCCACCUGCAGUCUACAGAGGGGGAGAUAUUUUUGAAUGCGGACACAAUUCGGCUGGGAAAUAUGCCGACUGGCUCUUUCUCAUCUUCACCCAGCUCUUCAAAUGCCCGACAGACGGUGUACGAGUUGUGUGUGUGCCCCAACGGCAAACUCUACCUUUCUCCAGCGGGGGUGGGUUCCACCUGUCAGUCCAGUAGCAACAUCUGCUUGUGGAGCUGA
Messenger RNA from Artibeus jamaicensis (Jamaican fruit-eating bat), 897 nucleotides. It is a transcript of the gene SGCZ, whose product is annotated as sarcoglycan zeta. The record is from RefSeq and is a predicted model, not a curated record. Lineage: Eukaryota; Metazoa; Chordata; Mammalia; Chiroptera; Phyllostomidae. Bases 1 to 897 code for a protein of 298 amino acids. Gene Ontology annotation, cellular component: sarcolemma; sarcoglycan complex. The transcript is spliced from 7 exons. Gene Ontology annotation, biological process: cardiac muscle tissue development; heart contraction.